Vespula vulgaris is the source of this 7861-nucleotide messenger RNA. It is a transcript of the gene E(Pc), whose product is annotated as enhancer of polycomb homolog 1. Gene Ontology annotation, biological process: regulation of transcription by RNA polymerase II. The coding region runs from base 1 to 2604 and encodes 867 amino acids. Lineage: Eukaryota; Metazoa; Arthropoda; Insecta; Hymenoptera; Vespidae. The transcript has 10 exons. The record is from RefSeq and is a predicted model, not a curated record. Gene Ontology annotation, cellular component: piccolo histone acetyltransferase complex.
AUGAGCAAGCUGUCGUUCAGGGCUCGCGCCCUGGACGUCUCUAAGCCAAUGCCGAUCUAUAUGGCUGAAGAAUUGCCAGAUUUGCCAGAUUAUUCGGCCAUUAAUCGCGCAGUGCCCCAAAUGCCCAGCGGCAUGGAAAAGGAGGAGGAAUGCGAACAUCAUCUUCAAAGGGCAAUAUGCACGGGUUUAAUCAUUCCUACCCCUGAAGUAACUGACUUGGCAGAUGUUGAAGCUUAUGACAAAAUAUAUCCUGCUGAUUACAAGUUGCCUCGUCAACUUAUACAUAUGCAGCCCUUUGCAAUGGAGCAAGACAUACCAGACUAUGAUAUGGAUUCAGAAGAUGAAAAAUGGGUUGCUGUUCAAAGUCGCAAAAUGGAUCUAACUCCACUUCAGUUUGAAGAGAUGAUGGAUCGUUUAGAAAAGAGUUCAGGCCAAACUGUAGUUACCCUUAAUGAAGCUAAAGCACUUUUAAAAGAAGAUGAUGAUCUUAUUAUUGCAGUUUUUGAUUAUUGGUUAAACAAACGACUUAAGACACAACAUCCUUUAUUAUUAACUGUAAAAACGGAACAUCGGCUUGGUUCGGCUGCUAACAAUCCUUAUUUAGCAUUUAGACGCAGAACAGAAAAAAUGCAAACACGUAAGAUUCGUAAGAACGAUGAAACAAGUUAUGAAAAAAUGCUCAAGUUACGUAGAGAUCUUAGCAGGGCAGUUACUCUCCUCGAAAUGGUUAAACGUCGGGAAAAAACGAAACGAGAACAUUUGCAUCUUACAAUAGAAGUUUAUGAAAAGAGGUAUCAAGCGCAAGAUUUCAAUGGUCAGAUUCUAGCAGAAGUGUCUGCAUUAAAAACUCCAAGACCAGCAUUCACUCCACUUUUCACCAAUCAAUUUGGAGUUCAUCAAAAUUGGGCAAAUAAAGUUUGUAAUAAAGAUGAAGUUGUAGCUAGAAAAGAAAAGAGGCAAUACAAGAAACGAAAACAUAAAACGGACAGUAGAGGAGGUAGCCUCGAUGAAACUGGUAUACGUGGCGGAACAGGCAGUGGAGGAGGUCGAGGAAAUCGGACAGGAGUACUUGGAAGUGGGCUGGACCCUCUACUAAGUUCGGAUGAAGACAGUCCCCUUCCAUCACAUUCUCAUUCUCAACCUUCUCUUUCUUCAGAUAGAGAUGAUGAGGAUACUGCUGAUGAAGGCCAAUUUGCCUUUCGACGAAAUAGGAAUAGCACUUAUCUACCUCCCGUAUUAGGUGGAUUUGGAAAUUGGCCUUGGUGUGACAAACAUGAAGGAGGUUUGGCUGAUAAGAAGUAUAGGUUUGCCCUCACCAGCAUUAGUAAACCAGUACCUAAAUGUAUUGGUCUUGCUAGAAGAAGACUUGGUCGGGGUGGCAGAGUUAUACUAGACCGCUGUACUUCAGAUUUGGACGACAUGUGGUCUUCUUUAGAUUUUACGAUACACGAACCAAAACGUGAGGCUUCAAACUCAAAUACAACUGCCACAAAUAGUACACCUGUCAAGAAAGAAUGGCUACACUUUCGACCAAAGACUCCACCUGAGUCAGUGCACAGUCCAAGUGAGGAAAGUAGCGAUACAGACUCAGAUGUAGAACCAGUGUUGUCUCCAUCGAAACCACUUCCAUAUCCAUUCCCACCUGAAGCAACGUCGAUAUGUGUGGAAGUGGAACCCGAACGUGUGGGUGACGAGCCACCAUUUACUUCGGAAUUUAACAUUGCAGAUUACUUCUCAGUGGAUGCUCUAUCGGACUUUGAUCUUGCGGUAGCAAGUGUCAACGGUAGUGCGUGCGUUAGUGGGUUGUCGGACAAUAGCUCCAGCGAUUUGCGGACAGACGAGCUGGGCAGCUCACAUUUUGUAGUGACACCAUUAUGCAGCAAUCUGUUUGCACAGCCUGUGACACAACAGAGCCGGCCUCAGUGCAGUGGUGGUGGUUCUAGUGUUGUAAAUACUUCAAGUUCUUCAAUCCCGUCGUCCUCUUCGUGUGUGACCAAUCAAGCGACGACACUGAGUACCGUAUCAACGCAAUGUACGAGUGUUGCGAUAGAAACACAGUCGAAUUACCAGUCCAGACAACACAGACAAUUACCUUAUAACAGUAACGCUGCUUCUAUAUUAUCUAAAUCUCUGACUAGUCCAACAAAUAAUAGAAAUGGCGGUAAUUGUGGCAGUGGUGGAAGUGCAGGAGUUAGAGUGUUUAGUGCAGCCACCACACCUAGUGGUACCAUUACAAACUUUGGUAAUGGCCAUCAAAAUGGGCCUUUAUCACAUAUAAGCAACUCAAAUAAUCUGCCAAACAGUACUCAUGUUGUGAACAAUCAGCCGACAAUAGUUCUACCACAGAAACAUCCGCCGUCCAAUCUGUUGCCUGGCCUUAUCACGCAAAGUAAAUUAGCAAGUAUUGCAAGACAACAACAGCAACAAACACAGAGUCAGGCACAACAAAUCCCAACGUCCGGGGAAAUUACGCUUAAUAGUAAUAGUGAAAGUUUGAAUCUGGAGGUGGAUGGAGUGGAAAAUUCACCCUGUGAGACCAAAUCACAACAGCAACAACUUGUCCGGGCAAAUAAAACUAAUUCAUUGGCAAUGGAAGUGACAUGAUGCCUACUAUUGGCACCCCUGUUGCUACCAACGCGUUAUCGGGGGCUUUGCUAAUUUUAUCUUGCCCAUGUCUGCCUGACUAUGGGAAGUGGAUAUUGACGUAUUGUUUAAUGCAAAUAGUGGUACGGCUGAGUACAAUUGCAAAAUUGUUUUGAUCAGUUCUCUUCUGUGGCGAAACUAUGAUUAUCAGAAUAGUAUAAAUGUUAUAGAAAAUAUUGCCUUUAGCUCUGGCCUGAAAAAAGAAAAAAAAAAAAAAACAUUUUAAUUAAUUAAUUUUUUUUUCUUUUCUUAUUGAAUCAACAGUCAGUCUGUAUUAUGCAAAUCAUGGAUUAAUAAUCAUAUCAUAAUAUACAUGUUAUUUUUGGAAAAAUGAAAUUAUAUUUCAGAAAUUCAGUUCUCUAAAAUUAAUGAAAAUUUCUGUGGUAAUUUUCUAUGCUUUUUACAUAAAGAAGGAAUAUUUAACAAAUUACGAUAUACGGUUUCUUUUUCUUUGUACAUAAAUAUGUAUUUAUUGAUUGUACAAAGAAUGACAUAUUCUUCUUCAUAUGUUAUAAUUAAAAUUUAUAAAACAAAUGCAGUCAGAAUGAAUUAAGUUAAAUUCAUUUAAGUUAAUUAGUGCUACGAAAUUGAAACAGUACCAGUAUAACAAAUUACAAACAUAAUUUAUUUAUUUAUACAUAUGUUUCCAAAGGAUCAUAACAUUGUUAUUGAUUAUUAUUAUUAUUAUUAUUUCUUUUUUAUAUUUGAGAGUUCAACACUCUAAGAUUAUACGCAGUGCAAAAAAAAUUGUCAUGUAUUAAAGUUAAUAGAAACUAAUAGAAUCCUGUAAUCUGGUUAAUUCUAUUUGUGUACAAAAACAAUACUAAAAAUGUAUCUCAUAAUCACUGCUUAUGUCACAAGCUUUCUCAAACACAGCAUUCAUUAGAAACAAAUGUAGGAGCAGUACAAUAUAACUCCACAGAAGUAAGAACAAUCAGUUUAUAGUAUGUUUUAUAAAUAAUUUGCAUAUAUGACAAAUUCUUGACAUAAAAUCUUAUGCAAAUUUAUUGGAAAUUAUAUUUUCCUUAGAUUGUAUAAUAUAUAUAAUCUUUUCAAGAUUUCUGCUGCAAGUUCGUCACACAUAAAAAAAUUUGUAAUUACUUGUACAAUUAUAAAUCCAAAAAUAAUAAUUUUAUUCUACUUAUUGCAAUUGAAAAACUAUUUAGAAGCAGAGAAAAGAAUAAUGUAUUUUUUUAUUACAUUACAUAAUUAUUUCAUUGCUGUACAUAGAUUUGUUUUGAGUACCAUGUUUUAAAGAAGCUGUUUCUUUAUAUAUCUCAUAAUAUAUUAAAACGCUUGAAGGCUGUGAAAUAUUAAAGCUAUUACUGUCAGGUAAUUUCAAAGAACAUUAAAUAUCUUUGUAUGCAAGAUGCAUGAUUGGUGAAUAUAUUAUAUAUGUAUGAGUUUUUGUAUUACUAGAUGACAACAGAUUAUAUCGAAAAAUAAGUAGAGUCUAAUUUUAUUCAAAUGUUGCGUUUGAGGAGCUUGUAUUACACAAAACUGUGAAAGAAUGCUAUCUUUAGAAUACCUAUAUAAGGACUCAUAAGUCUUUCGUGUUAGUAAUUGCAAAACAUAUAUUAUGAAUUAGACCCUCAAAAAAAGGUAUUCAUCUGUUAGCAAGAUGUGAGAAAUUACAAAAGAAAAAUUUAUUUCCAAAUAAUAUAUUUGCAAAAAAUAGAAUUUUUUCUUUCAAUCAUUUAUAUGUAUCUCUUCUAUGUAGUAACUGUAUAUUCUUGUUAAGAAAAAUUGUUACCUAUGAAUACUAAUGCAUAGGUAAAAAGUCUUGAAUUUCCAUGUAUCACACAUUUGUGAUGCUCUCUCUUCCUCUUAGCAUCUUUUAUAUGACUGUCUCCCUUUAUGUACAAUUUUAUUGGUGUACCAAGAUAAAAUGUUAAGGGCAAAUAUUUUUUAUAAAGGACAAGAAUAGAAUUAAACAUGUUUUAUUUUGGAUGUAACAAUUUUUAAAAAAAAGGAACAAUAAUUGUGACAGUGACAGAGAAUCAGUUAAUUUCUAUGUUCUCUUUCAUUUCUAAUUUAAAAAUAUAAUUUACUUUGCAUGUGAUUAUUCUACAAAAUUCAUUUUUAUAUGUUUAUAGCUUUACUUUUUCAUUAUGUUCAGAAAAAACAAUAUAAUAUAUUGAAAACAUAAUGAAAUUCAAAGUAAGCUAUUAUAUUUCUCAACUCAUAAUUGUAACAAUGUUCACUAUGUAAUCUUGUGUAAAGUCAAAUAACACUGUAUUUUAUGAUAUUGUGAAAAAUAUUGUGAUAAUUCAAAUUCAAAGCAAUUUAUGCAAAAUAUAGGCCAUUGCUCAACUAAUAAUUUAUCGUUAUUAAAAAUAUAAAAAUAUAUGUCAAAAAUAAUCUCAUAAACUUUUCACAUGUUUAAAUAUUGUUUUUUCUCAAUGAACAAUGAAAAUGCUUAGUGCCAGCCGUAACGCAAGAUAAGAAGUAUGAUUAUGGUGCAAAUGUUUCAAAUUGUAGGGAGACUUCUUAAAAUCAUAAUAAGAAACAAACAAAAAAAGAUAUAUUGUACAUAUAAAAAUAAUUACGCUUACUGUAUCUCUUACUUUUAGGUAAUUAACUAAAUAAUUGUAAUUAAUGUUGUUGUGGUAGGCACACAGCGAUGUGUAUGAAAAAUUUAUGAAUUCAAAACAAUUUUAGAGAAGGAGUAAUAAAGAAAUUUUAUCCUGGAUAGAACUUAUUAUUUUGUAAAAGAACACUUGCCUAUAAUAUUAUCUAACAUUUUCUAAAAUUUAAUUUCUGCUCCAUAUUUGUACAUACAUUUUAGAAACAUGAUUAUUUCUCUCGUUUUUCUCAAAUUUAUCAUUAAGCAAGAAGGUUCUAUUCUUUUUCACAUCCUCAUCUGUACAUGGUAUAUUAGUAAUACCACUAAUUCCUUGUCAAUUUUUGGCAUUUACUUAUACAUUUAAAUUUAUUAUUAUAUGUUGGGAAUCUUCUGCUAAAUGAAUGUAUGAGAAUGACAAGUGAUGUUUGGAGAAUUAUCCAAAAAGAUUCUUGUAAAAAAUAAUUUGUUUAUUUAGUUGAAACGCUUUAAACGAAAUAUAGUGGUACAUGGAUUUUUAUAUAAAAUUUAUUAAUGUUACAUUUACCCAAUAGUAUCUUUGAAUAAAACAUCAAGAAUUAUCAAAGUUUGAUCGCUCAAACCAAAGACUGAGUUCAUUUUAUAUUUCUGGUUAGGUAAACACGAAAUUUCACUAAUCCAAGGCUAACAAAAUUGUUUAAUAGAAAAAAAAUUAAACAAUUAUUUACUAAAUUCAUAAAUACAUGUAUGUGCAUAAGCUACUUUUUCGUUUCAUUAAUAAAGUUAUCUAUUUUAUAAAAAUUGUUUUAAAGGUUGGUCCUAUAAAAACGUGAAAUAUCGUGUUCCCAAUUCGCUGCAUUGAUAAGAUAUAUAAUAGUAAUAUUAUUACUUAGAUAUAAGCCAAAUCAAUGCAACUUUACAGAGCGAUUGGAUGAAGUUAUUAACCAAUUCAUAUAAACACAAUUAUAUGAAAAAAAGGAACUUAUAGUUAAACUACCUGAUGAGAAGUUCCAAAAAUUUUAUGCAUUGACUUCUAUAAUAAUGCAGCAGGUGUCGAAGUGCAGUGUAUCCACUAUAUAUAUAUAUAUAUAUAUAUAUAUAUAUAUAUAUAUAUAUAUAUAUAUAUAUAUAUAUAUAUAUAUUACGCAUAUAUAUACAUAUAUAUGUAUCUAUGUAUGUAUUUGCAUGUAUAUAUGAUGUGUAUAUAUAUGAUAUAUGUAUAUAUAUAUAUGGUAUGUGUGUGUAUAUAUAUAAAUAUAUAUAUAAAUACACAUCAUACAUACAUACAUACACACACAUCACAUAUAUAUGUAAAAUUUUAUUCUGUGAAUACAGUAGAACUUCUAUGUCGCUGUGCGACAGGAAGAUUUUAUUGGAAAGUCUCUCCUACCAAAGCUCUGCUUUGAACAAAAGUUUGUCAAGUGUAUAGAGAAUUCUUCUCAAAAACGUAUGGUUGGAGGAUGUAAAAGAAAGAUCUAUGUAUUUAGAAAAUUUAUUCCAGACAACUUUCAACUUAUUCUUCAACAUAAAUAUUUGUGCUCAUACUAUCUGUUAACACCUCUUUCUAUAUAUGUACAUAUACGAAGUAAUCUUGAUAAAUUCAAACAUAAUACAAUUACAUAUUUAGUACAAACAACAUGGAACGUGAUAACACAUUAUAUUUUUAAAUUUUCGGUAAUAAUAUUCUUUAAAACAAACCAAUACUAAUCGUAAGUUUCUUCUAGAUAACUAAGUAACUUUACCGUACAUAGAUUUAAAUUAAUAAUUUUAUUAUUUUUCAAUUUUUACUCCGUAUAAUAGCAUUAAGGUUGAGGUGUUAUAAGAUAGUUGAGUUAUAUUUCCUACGAAGUAUGUAUAGAGAUUGAACUUAACUAUUGUUUAGUAUUAAUAUGCAUAAGUAUUGUGAUUAACACUUGACUUUAGUAGGCAAUGUAACUAAUUGAAUGUAUAUAAGUCAAUUUACGGGUUGCAUUUUGACUAUUAAAUAUACUAUAAUUGUGUAACUCUUAAAAAUUGGCAUAACAUAACAUACCAAUUCUUGUACAUAUUCACAUACAUAUGUACAUAUAUGCAUAUGUAUAAUUAUGAGAUUGGAUAUAAAGAUACAAUACAUUAAUAUAUUUAUAUAUGUGAAUAUAUUAAUGUACAUUGUAUUUGUAUGUACAGAUUUAUGAUUAUAUAUAUAUGUAUAUGCGCACAUACAACAAACAGCAGACAGAAAAACGAAAAGAGAGAAUGAAUGAAUGAGACAGUGAAUGAGAGAAAGAAAGAGAGAGAGAGGGAGAGAAAGAGUGAGAGAGAGAGAGAGAGAGAGAGAGAGAGAAGGAGAGAAAGAGAGAGAGAGAGGGAGAGAAUGGGUAUACUAGGAUGAAUUUUGCUAUAGAUUAAAUUUUUUGCAUAUCCACGUCAAUAGGUCUUACGCCUGUUUCCUUUGCCUAUUCUAUUUAUACUGCAUUAUGUACGCUUUCUAUGCUGUACAAUGUCAAAAUGUUACUUCAAAGUGAAUGAUUUUUUUUUUCUUUAUAUUGCAAAAUGCAAAGCUUCUCCUCUUAAAGGGAAAGUAUAUUGUUAUGUUUCAACUAUAAUGAUAGUGGAAAAACAGUGAACUGGUAUAUAUUGCAAAAUAAAAAUUGGUAAAGCAGAUAUUACUGCAAAAUAAAUUCUGAUUAUAUCAGA